This is a messenger RNA of Alternaria triticimaculans, 747 nucleotides long. RefSeq lists its product as uncharacterized. Lineage: Eukaryota; Fungi; Ascomycota; Dothideomycetes; Pleosporales; Pleosporaceae. Gene Ontology annotation, cellular component: cytoplasm; nucleus. The coding region runs from base 1 to 747 and encodes 248 amino acids. The record is from RefSeq and is a predicted model, not a curated record. The transcript is spliced from 3 exons. Gene Ontology annotation, molecular function: ATP binding; protein serine/threonine kinase activity. Gene Ontology annotation, biological process: mitotic DNA damage checkpoint signaling; protein phosphorylation.
AUGUUUGACACUCUUCGCGGUACGCCUCACGUACGUGUUGCCGAAGACACCGACUCAGAACAUUGCACUUUCAUACAUCCAUACCGACGUGGCCACCUACUGUCUUUCGUUCAGAAAGACGUUCCGCUUCCCACAACAAAACUCGUCCUUCGAGACGCUCUGCGUGGCCUCGCAGCACUACACGCCAAAGGGAUGGUGCACACCGAUAUAAAGCCAAACAACAUAUUGCUAGAUUGGGACGAUCAAAGAGGGGAGCUUGAAGUCAAAGAAGUGCAGAUUGCUGACAUGGAAGAUAUGGUUCACCUCCCGGAUAACCAUUACAUCAGUGGCAGGCAUCCAGAGGCGCACGCAGCGGCAGCGAUACAAAAGCCGACAGACAUGUUCUCCUUUGGUCUGGUUUGCAUAUACGCCGUGACAAAGGAAGCAGUUCUCGCUGUAGAUCCAAAAAAGGCUACAGAAGACAAUCCAAUCGAGGCCAUCGUCGUUCGACGUCAGGUCUCAUAUUUCAGCGACCUAGAAGAUAUGGAAGGGUUGAUCACCUACUUGGAAGAUAGCCCCUGGAUUGGCUACCUGAACUUCGUGAUGGCGAAUUUCAGCGAAGACUAUCCGCGACGUCCACUCUGCCUGUGGAGCGAUCUCGACGAAGAUCUGAAGGAUCUUUUGAUGAAGAUGAUGAGUAUGGACCCGAAACGACGCAUCACAGCUUCUGAGGCUUUGGCGCACAAGUGGUUUGCGGACGUUCCUUAA